Molecule: messenger RNA, 2001 nt
Organism: Mya arenaria
Lineage: Eukaryota; Metazoa; Mollusca; Bivalvia; Myida; Myidae
Exons: 9
Coding region: 364-1368 (334 amino acids)
Biological process (GO): signal transduction
Cellular component (GO): plasma membrane; nucleus
Molecular function (GO): guanyl-nucleotide exchange factor activity; protein binding
Source: RefSeq, a predicted model, not a curated record
CGAGUUGUUCCCCUUCGCAUAAUUGUUGUCCAUGUCAGUCAACUUUCGUUUUAUUGGAAAGGUCAGCUGAGGGUCACCGCAUACGUGAACCAUGGCCUGGUCACUGUCCACGUUGUGCAGGGGCGUCACCUGACAUCCGGGCGUCACCGGCAGCCAGAUACGUUCGUCAUGAUCUCCCUGAUCCCUGACCGGCCGCACGAGACGCCCACGCGCUGUCGCACCGAGCACGUCCCCAACACUAGCUGUCCCACAUACGAUGAGAAGUUCUCCUUCGAGGUGAGCGAGGAGGACGAGGGACGCCGGCUGCUCAUCGCCGUCUGGGGACGCAAGUCGCAUUCAGGGCCGACUGAGGCCUUCGGAUGAAUGUCGUUCGGACUGAGGCAUCUGCAGAGUGGUGAGCGACCCGUUUCCGGUUGGUACCACCUCCUCACCGAGGACGUCGGCUGCAAGAAGCACCUGAAGUUUACCCCCACAGAUCGACCGUCGGUCCCCGUGAUGCAAAGCCACAUUCCCCGAUCUGCCCUCUUAUGCACCAGCAUGCACGAGAUACCGAAAGUUAACAAGCUAGUGAGCGGCUCUGAACGUCUCCAGAUCUCCGUCCAGAGGUCUCCUUACGGCGGGUUCGGUUUCUCCGUUGUGGACGCGUGUCCGGUACGCGUGAGUCGCGUGGACAGCACUUCCCGGGCGGAGGAGGCGGGCUUGCAUCCUGGUGACCUGAUCGUCCGCGUAAAUGGUCAGAACGUCUCCCGCUCCACAUCAACCAGCGUUGCUAGAUGUAUCAAGCGCAGCGGCCAGACCCUGGUGUUGGAGGUACAGCGGCCUGCUCAGAUCCUGACCGCCCACACACCCUUGUACGCGAACGUCUACACGAUCCACGAGGCGCCCGAAUCUGACGACGCCUCACUGGAGGAGUGGACGCUCUGUAAAGACCAUAAUGCGCUCGAGGGACCCGGAAGUAACGGGGAGACGCGGCGGCAGGCGGCGCUACACGGGCUACUGGUGGCAGAAGAGCGGUUCGUGGAGGCAAUGUCCCGGGGGAUGCAGAGCUAUUCCCGUCCGUUGCGACACGGGCUACUUGUGCCUGAACAGCACUCCGCACUCUUUCAGAAUGUAGAGAAGUUGGUGAGCAUGUCGGAGUACCAGGUGCACCAGAUGUUGUCAAACCUGCCCGACAUGGAUGACACCGCCGACCCCGACGAUUCCCAGACCACCGACCCCACUGACAUCACAACCAUCGUCGGUAUCAUCUACAGGUCCAAGCUCCCCCUGAUCCUGCAGGCCUAUACAUUGUACACCGCCGGGCUGCCUCGCGCCGCUAGCUCCAUGGCCAUCCUCGAGAAGGAUCCCGAUUUCCUGCGAGUUUAUUAACCGACCCCUAGAACACCUGGCGGACGUCUGCCGCCUUUUGACCGCCAUCCGUGACUCCCUGUCAACAACAACCCCCGAUCAUGGCAUCUACUGUGAUAUUGUCAACGGUCUGCAGUCGGUCGUGUCCACCGUCCAGUCUGUUGAGAUGGUAAGCAGCUCCUUUCUGUCUGUCGCCACCUCCUUACUCAGCGUCAGCCAUACCACGUCUGGUUCCACCCGUCACGUGCCGCGAAUGGGCGCCCGCAUUCUGAAGCAUGCUUCCUCCUCGUCGUCGUCGACCUCCUCCAGUGGUUUUGGCAGUGGCGGCUCCCAGCAAUCCGAUGACGGUCAUUGCCAGUGAGCCGUAGGUCAUGUACGACCGAUUUUUUUUUAGACUAGCGGCAUCUGACUGAGUCGAUUUGGUUGCAUAUAGUGUGCAUUUUGACUUGGUGAUAUUUAUAAUAUUGUGCUAUCGUAAGGCAUAUUUACAUUUUGGCAUAUGCUAUUCUAAGUGCUAUGUUUCAAACGUUCCUGUUAUUGGGUAUCAUAGUUUUGUUAUCUAUUAUUGUUAUUUGAUAUAUUGUUUAUCAUUGUAAAUAGUUAUUAUCUUUCGCUUUUUCCUUUCUUACUUCUUUCUGUAUCAUCUACUCUAUC